Saimiri boliviensis boliviensis (Bolivian squirrel monkey) is the source of this 2389-nucleotide messenger RNA. RefSeq names its product fucosyltransferase 7 (gene FUT7). The record is from RefSeq and is a predicted model, not a curated record. Gene Ontology annotation, cellular component: membrane. Lineage: Eukaryota; Metazoa; Chordata; Mammalia; Primates; Cebidae. Gene Ontology annotation, molecular function: alpha-(1->3)-fucosyltransferase activity.
CCUAGAGUCAGCGGCGCCUGUGGGCAUGGAUCUGGACGGGGAAAAGGUCCAAGCAGCCUCCACAGUUCAUUCUGGGACCAGGCCCUCAUGGGCACGCGCUGGGCUCCUGUUGGAAGACGCUAAGGACCCCAGGACAGACCCCCUCUCUGGGCAACUGAGUUCCCAGAUGGCAGAGGUGGCAGAAUGGGGUGGGGUGCUCAGCCCCACUGGGAAUUGGAAACCUUAGUCCUCCUGCAAAGACCCGAGCGCAGCACGUCUGCAAUGUACGAGGGUCUCCUGGAGGCUGGCCGGCCGGUGGCGAGCUAGGGGAAGUGGGUGAGGCUGCGGUGGGAGGUGCCACCUUGCCUCUGGGGAAGUGUAACUGCUAUCGGUGGCUCCCAGGCCUGGGUAGCUGGAUGGGGGCUGGGGAGCCAUCUCCGCUCCAAGUGCCCGAACCUCGCCUUCCCCACCCUGGGCCAAGCCUGCCCGUGCCUCCCCGUCCUCUGCCUGCCCAGCUUGACAUCCCUGGGCCUGUCUGGAGACCAGUGUGGAGGGUGGGGGAGGGCGUUGUAGCGCCUUGGCUGGGCAGUCCUCGUGGCCAUACCCCUUCCAGCCGCCCCACGACUAGCAAGGGAGAUGGGGGUGGGGACGGUGGUUGAUGCCAGAGGUCGUGGGGGCAGGGGCGGGGCAGGAGAGGAAGGUUCCCUGGCUUCCCUCACCUUGGGCAGAUGAAAGGCGCACAGCUCCAGGCAGGGCUGAGCCGGGCGAAGCUGUGAUUUCAGGGCACCUCUGGCAGUGCUGUGAUUUGAGAACCUCCGGUGUCCUGGGUGACUGAUUCCGGGAGACUUCGGAUGAGCAAUGCUGGCAAUGGCCCCACACAGAGGCUGCGGGGCUUGGAGGUCCUGGCCGGGGUGGCUCUGCUCACCGCCCUCUGGCUCCUGUGGCUGCUGGGGUCGGCCCCUUGGGGCACCCCGGCACCCCAGCCCACCAUCACCAUCCUUGUCUGGCAUUGGCCUUUCACUGACCGGGCCCCAGAGCUGCCCGGCGACACCUGCACCCGCUACGGCAUGGCCCGCUGCCGCCUGAGUGCCAAUCGGAGCCUGCUGGCCAGCGCCGACGCCGUGGUCUUCCACCACCGCGAGCUGCAGACCCAGCGGUCCCACCUGCCCCUGGCCCAGCGGCCGCCCGGGCAGCCCUGGGUGUGGGCCUCCAUGGAGUCGCCCAGCCACGCCCACGGCCUCGGCCGCCUCCGCGGCAUCUUCAACUGGGUGCUGAGCUACCGUCGCGACUCAGACAUCUUCGUGCCCUACGGCCGCCUGGAACCCUACUCAGGGCCCUCGCCACCGCUGCCGGCCAAGAGCGGAGUGGCCGCCUGGGUGGUCAGCAACUUCCAGGAGCGGCAGCUGCGUGCCAGGCUGUACCGGCAGCUGGUGCUUCACCUGCGGGUGGACGUGUUCGGCCGCGCCAGCGGGCGGCCGCUGUGUGCCAGCUGCCUGCUGCCCACCGUGGCCCGAUACCGCUUCUACCUGUCCUUCGAGAACUCUCAGCACCGAGACUACAUCACGGAGAAGUUCUGGCGGAACGCGCUGGCGGCUGGUGCCGUGCCCGUGGUGCUGGGGCCCCCGCGCGCGACCUACGAGGCCUUCGCGCCGGCUGACGCCUUCGUGCAUGUGGACGACUUUGCCUCGGCCCGCGAGCUGGCGGCUUUCCUCACCGGCAUGAACGAGAGCCGCUACCGACGCUUCUUUGCCUGGCGUGACCAGCUCCGCGUGCGGCUGUUCGCCGACUGGCAGGAGCGCUUCUGUGCCAUCUGUGCCCGCUACCCCCACCUGCCUCGCAGCCAGGUCUAUGAGGACCUGGAGGGCUGGUUCCAGGCCUGAGCUCUGCUGGCCGGGGGAGCUGGGUAUGGGUGGAAGGGCUGGGUGUCGAAAUCAAACCACCAGGCAUCCGGCCCUUACCGGCAAGUACUGGGCUAGCGGGAGGCUGGGGACGGGGGUCAGGAAGCAGGGGCGGGGGGUGCAGGUGGGAGCAGGAGCAGGCAGAGGAGGCGAGAGUGGGAGGGAGUAACGGGUGCCUGCUGCCGGGGCAGACGGGAGGGGAAAGGCUGCCAAGGAUCCUCCCCACCCAAACAAAUCUUGUGUGGGUCAAGGCCUGGCUGGAAGCGGGUGAAAGGCAGGCCCUUGGGGCUGGGGACACCCCAGCCUACAGUGUGUGGGGGCCAAGCCUGGGACCCCAAGCUUCCUCUGUUGCAGAGGCACCAUGGUCCCCAGGAUACAGGCACGGGUCCCUGCUGCACCCACAGUCCUGAGGCCCCUGCGUACAGGCUGGCGUGGGGCCCAGGAGACCACGAGGAGCAAGCCAGCUUGUUCUGGGCUCAGGGAGGGAGGCGGAGGGUAAUAAAAAGCCUACA